Prosopis cineraria is the source of this 4888-nucleotide messenger RNA. RefSeq names its product probable methyltransferase PMT2. The transcript is spliced from 6 exons. Gene Ontology annotation, molecular function: methyltransferase activity. The record is from RefSeq and is a predicted model, not a curated record. NCBI's taxonomy places the organism in Eukaryota, Viridiplantae, Streptophyta, Magnoliopsida, Fabales, Fabaceae. The coding region runs from base 860 to 2677 and encodes 605 amino acids. Gene Ontology annotation, cellular component: endosome; cytoplasm; trans-Golgi network.
AGUUUUGGACUUCGGCCUUUUCUACUUCAUAGCGGGCGGCUCCUCCUACUGAUGCGAAGCGGAGGGUCUGCGUUUGGGUAUAAAGCUAUCAACUACAGAGAUAACAUAUGCUGCAGAUCCUUCUUAAUCUUUCGAUUGAUUAUCUCUGAAGAUGUGUCUUUGAUUUUGACCUGGCACACUCUCUGAUUCGUCUGAGAUCAGUGCGAAUUCUUCCCUCCUCAUCCACAUGUUUUGACCAUUCUAACGAUUGGGACUGCUAAAAGUUGUUCUUUCUUCUUUUCCCAUUCUUGUUUUCUUCUGAUUUUUUUUCAGAGGGAUAGUGGAUUUGAUGAUCGCAAUUGUUUAUCUGAUCAAACCCCAAAACUUUUACUCGGUCUCCUUAUGGUUUUGCUGGAAUUUAGGUUUGUUUGUUUGUGGUUAACGAGAUGCCACAAGGGAAAUCAGAAGAGUUUGUGUUUAUGUUUUAUGCUGCAGUUGUUCUAAUUGCUAGUUUCAUGUAUUUAAGUUGACCCUGGCUGGUGGCUUUAGUUAGAUAAAUUCGGCAUAACGAUUUAUUUAGUGAUUAAGUGUUUCGCUCAAAUUUUCAUUAGAAACGUGUAAUAACUAAGCAGCGCUUGGUUGUGUUACAUGCGUGUAUUUGAUGCUUGAAAACUAGGAUUUAUGUAGAUUGUUUUAUCAAGAGUGAAACUCUGACCGGUUCUUUUUCCUUUUUGCAUGUUCAAAAGUAACAUAAUUAUGUUCAUCCUGCAUCAUUAUACCAGCUUUGGAACGCAGUAAAUACUAAAUGUUUGUGCAUCAGUACCUUCUGCUUCAAAUCUGUAGCAUUUCUGUCUAGUUUGGAGAAAAAUAAAGGUCCAUCAUGGCAACAAAAGGAAACCCAGGAGACAAGAGAAGGAGGGUUUCGAGAUCAGUUUUCAUCAUAGUUGGCUUGUGUGGUUUCUUCUAUAUAUUGGGUGCAUGGCAACGGAGUGGUUUUGGGAAGGGAGAUAGCAUAGCGUGGGAGAUCACUAAGCAGACAGAUUGCAGCAUUCUCUCUAACUUAAAUUAUGAAACCCACCAUGAUUUUGAUGGAACACUUGAUGAUCCUAAAUUAAAAGUAAAGUUCAAGCCAUGUGAAGAUCGCUACAUAGAUUACACUCCCUGUCAUGAUCAAAUGCAAGCAAUGACAUUCCCCAGAGAGAAUAUGGUUUAUAGAGAAAGGCACUGUCCUUCUGAAGAAGAAAAGCUGCAUUGUCUCAUACCUGCACCUAGAGGUUAUGUAACACCAUUUCCAUGGCCCUUGAGCCGGGAUUACGUACCAUAUGCAAAUGUGCCUUAUAAGAGCCUGACUGUAGAGAAGGCUGUACAGAAUUGGAUUCAGUAUGAAGGGAGUGUUUUCAGGUUCCCUGGUGGAGGAACACAAUUUCCCCAAGGAGCUGAUGCUUAUAUUGAUGAACUUGCAUCUGUUAUCCCAUUGGACAAUGGGAUGGUUAGAACUGCGUUAGAUAUUGGUUGUGGGGUUGCUAGUCUGGGUGCAUACCUGUUUAAGAAAAAGGUGAUUACAAUGUCAAUUGCGCCAAGGGAUUCUCAUGAAGCACAAGUUCAAUUUGCUUUGGAAAGAGGUGUUCCAGCGAUUAUUGGUGUUCUUGGAACCAUAAAGCUGCCCUUCCCUGCCGGAUCUUUUGACAUGGCUCAUUGUUCUCUCUUUUCAAUUCCAUGGGGUUCAAAUGGUGGAAUGUACAUGAUGGAAGUGGACCGAGUUCUUAGACCUGGUGGUUACUGGAUACUUUCUGGUCCUCCAAUUAACUGGAGGAAUAACUACCAAGCUUGGCAACGUUCUGAAGCGGAACUUGAGGAGGAGCAAAGGAAGAUUGAAGAUAUUGCUAAACUUCUGUGCUGGGAAAAGAAACAUGAAAAAGGUGAAAUUGCCAUCUGGAGAAAAAGAUUAAAUAAUGAUGAAUGCCCUGAACAAGAUACCCAGCCUACAAGAUGUGAAUUUGUAAAUGCAAAUGAUGUCUGGUACAAGAAGAUGGAAAAUUGUGUAACUCUUUCUCACGAAGCUGUUGACUCAUGGAAGCCAUACCCAAAGAGACUCUAUGAAGUCCCUUUCAGAAUAUCUAGUGGAUCCAUUCCUGGAAUAUCCGUGGAGGUAUAUGAAGAUGACAACCGGUCAUGGAAGAAGCAUGCGAGUGCUUAUAAGCGAAUUAACAAAAUUAUCGACUCGGGCAGGUAUCGCAACAUCAUGGACAUGAACGCUGGUCUAGGAAGCUUUGCUGCUGCCUUGGAAUCUCCCAAACUGUGGGUCAUGAAUGUUAUGCCUACAACCACUGAGAAAGAUACCCUAGGUGCUAUAUUCGAGCGUGGAUUGAUUGGCAUUUAUCAUGACUGGUGUGAAGCCUUCUCCACAUAUCCAAGGGCAUAUGAUCUUAUCCAUGCAAAUGGUGUUUUCAGCUUGUACAAGGAUAAAUGUAGAACAGAAGACAUAUUAUUGGAGAUGGACCGUAUAUUACGGCCUGAAGGAGCAGUAAUAAUCCGAGAUCAAGUAGGGGUGCUAAUGCAGGUGAAGAGGGUUGCAAAAGGAAUGAGAUGGAAUACUAAGAUGGAGGAUCAUGAGGAUGGUCCUCUUGUUUCAGAGAAGGUGCUGUUUGCUGUCAAGAAAUACUGGGUUGCAGGUGACAGCGUCCCAAGUUCAAAGUGAUACCUGGAGGUGAAGGAAGGAAAAUGGAAGAUUUGUUAUGCAGAUAAUGAUCAAAUGCUUCUACAAACUUGUGGAGAAUCAAGAUGCCUAUGAAUUUCCUCCACUGCCAGCGUCUGUAUAUCAUGAAAGGGCAUGGGUGCAUCCUUGUUAAAUAGAAUUCAUAGGCAUCCUCCGCUUACGCAGAGUUUGGUCCAAUAGAAAGGGAGGAACAAGGGAGAGUGAUUUCAGUAGAGGAGGAGGGAUUUUAAUAACCCUCAAUUUAUUGGAGAGGAAACAGAAAAUUCAUUAAAACUAGUAUUUAACCCCGUGCAAUGCACGGGUGAGAAAUAAUUGGUUGAUAGAGUUGAGCAAUGAGAGAGUGUGAUGAAAGAGGGUAAGGUGUUUGGAUAAUAUAUGUGUAUAGUUCUCAUCACACUUAUAGUUCUCUCUCAUGAAAUUAACCCAUAAAGCAUCUUUGUGAUUAAUAAGGCCCCAACCAAGCUUUAUCAUAAAAGCUUUAUUAUGAUAAUGUGCUUUCCUUAACCCCAAACCGCCUUAUUCUUUUCUAUGGCAAACACCAUCCCAUGCCACCAAGUGUAACUUUUAUCUCAAGCUGGUACCUUCCUAAAGAAAUCUACAACACUUCUUAUCAAUCUCAUUACAAGUGUGAACUGACAAAGAAGUAGAUUGCAUAGUGUACGUUGGAAUAGCAGCAAUCAUAGCAGAAACAAGCAUGUGUCUAGCUGCCAAUGAUAGGGAAUUAGCUUUCCAAGAUGAUAGAUGACUAUCCAUCUUGUCUAAUACAUGCUGUCAGGUGCUCUUUGAGAGUCUCUUAUGAUGCAAAAGAACUCUUAAACACUUCCCAAGGUUAGAAGUAGGAGUGAAUUCCAAGAAAUUGCUAAUCUCAUUAGCUUGGGUAUGUCUUACAUUCUUAGAGAAGAAUAUUCUUGAUUUAGCACUAUCCACCUUCUCUCUUGAAAUAAUACAAAAAUUAUCAAAACAUGCCUUGAUCAACCUAGCCUGAUCCAUGCUAGCUUCAACAAAGAGUAAUAAAUCAUCAGUAAAGAAAUAAGUGGGAUAUAACAACCCUUUUUCUUUUUAAUAUGAACGGCAUCAUAUUUUCAUUCUCUACUUCCCUUUGUAUCAAAUGCCCCAGCUUCUCCAUGACUAAAACAAAUAAGUAAGGAGAAAUUGGGUCUCCUUGCCUCAAGCCUCUAGAUGGAAAAAAAUUAGCUCCCUUCUCACCAUUUCAAAGUACUUGCAUUGCAACAGUAGAGAGACAAUUAGCAAUUAAAUCAACAAAAUUGUUGGGAACUUUAAGCUCUUCAAAACACCAAAUCACAAAGCUCCAUCUAACUGUAAUAGCCCUAAAAAAUAAUAAUAAAUAAUAAAAAUAUAAAAUCAAUUAAUUAAUUAAUAAAAAAAUUAAUUAAUAAAAAUAAUAUAUAUAUAUAUAUAUUUUGAUUAUGUCUAUAUAAAUUUUGGGGUAGUUAUAAUAAAUUAAACUAGUAGCUUAAUGAAAAUCUUCCCUAGUCUUUAUUUAUUGGUUUAGAAAGUAAAUAUUUUAUUUUGUUAGUGCAGCAAAAUAAAAAAAUUGCUAGAAAAAAAAACAAAUAGCUCUGAAAUAUAUAUAUAUAUAUAUAUAAAUGUCCACACACUUCAGUCUCCUUCAUACCCAUUGUCAAUUUUUCUAGAAUCGAGUGAUAGAGAGAGAGAGAGACCUCUAAUCACACCUCUUUUCUCCUACCUUCCUUCUCCGGCUUCAGCCAUCGCCAGUGUGGUUGCAAGUAGCCAUUCGUCUAUAGCAGGGAGUUCUGUCAAGUUCUUGGAUUUUUCUCCUCCCUUGUGUCGUUGUCGGGUCUUCUUCUUCCUCUUCCUUCUACAUUGCAGGCCUCCUCCUCCUUCCUUAGAUGCUGCAUUGUGUUGUGUGGUUGUCAUGGAGGGAGCUUCGACUUCUUUCCUCUAUUUUUCCUCUUCAUGUAACUCGUCAAAGGUCUCUCCCUAUUCUAGUAUGUUUUUAUGGUUCACCGACUCCUUCCCCUUCUAUUUCUUUACUGUUGCUGAACUGAUUAAAAGGAGCUUUGAAUUUUUUUUCCUGCUCCAUCGUGAUUGGUCUGUGGUGAGGAUUUAAAUUUUUCUCUCUUCCACUUUAUGGAAUUUAUGAGUCUGACAAUGGGGCUUCGAUGUUUCCUUUAACUCUUGGAAUGCUAUAGUGUUUGGGAGAUUUGAAUC